GGCACCGACAUCACAAUAUCCAGUGAACUCGCUGCCCGUGCGCACCGAUCGCGUUUUACUUCACGCUCGUUCUGCUCCGUCGCCGCACACACGCACGUCGUUCGUUCCCUCCGUCGUCGUCGUCUCGUGUUCACCGUGAUACUUUUGUUGGUUUUUUUAUCUCGUUGUUUUAUCCCACCGUCGUUUUGUGCGCUCGCGGAGCCGAUCGACGGAUCGUUUUUUAUUGUUGAAAUCGUGUCUCGCGGGACAUGCGCAACGGUCCAUGACACCGGUCGCGGAUAGCAUGAAAUCCAUAGCGUUGCGCGCCACCUGCAACAAAAGUUACUACGGCGGUUAUCCGACCGACUUGAGCGGUUACGCGGCCGUUAGGUGCCGAUCGCCGCGCAGCAGCCCCGGGCCCGACGACAUGGACGACAUAAGCGUGGGCAGGCCGUCGCCACCGGCCUCGGCCGAGUGUUACGCGCGGCUGCACGAGUCCGGCGGCCCGGACAGCGGCAACCGGAGCCAUCGCGACGGAUCCGACUCGUCGUCGUCCGGCGACGAGGACGGCGGCACCGCGUCCGAUUAUUUCGAACCGCUGAAGAAGUUGGGCACCGUGCAGAUCGACAAGGUGAGCUACGGCAUCAGCGACCGCAAGAGCUUCGCGCCCAAACGCCGGCCGGCGCACAGGAUGCAAGCGCAGCAUCAUCAGCAGGACGGCCGCGUCGACGUGACAAUGAUGGCGGCGGCCACGCACGAGUGCGGCAGGACCAUAGCGGCGGCCGGGGGAGAGGACGGGCAGCCCGCUGUGGCCGGCGUCAAGUCGUUCAGUAUCGCCGAUAUACUGAGCCACGAGCCGAAAACGCAGCAGCCGUCCGCGGCCACGGCCUCGUCCCAGCACCAUCCGGCCGAGGACGUGGGCAAGAUCGUCAGACCGUGGACCGAGGAGUAUCAGCCGUCGCCGUGCAGUUCGUUCGCGCCUCCACCACCCCCGCCGCCGCCCGCUCAUCGACAGCCCGCCGCGGUCGUCAGCGCCCUGUUCCCGCACUCGCUGUUCAUCCAACACCUGCAACACCAGCAGCAGCACCACCAUAACCAGCAUCAGCAGCAUCAUCAUCAUCACCACAACAACCAUCUGCGGCCCAAGUCGGCUGACUACGAAACGUCCACGUGCACCAGCGGCCGGUCCAGCACGGACGGCAGUGACUGUUGCACCAGCCCCGAGAUCGCCAGCUGCACCCAGUCCAACCCGUCGUCGUCGUCCACGGCUGCGGCCAGGAAACAGCAAGCGGCCGGCGGCAAGAACAACGACAACUCAUCACCGCUGGACGCGCUGUUCCAGAUGACCAGCAAGACGUUCGAUCAACUUCACGGUGACCCGUCCGGAGCCGACACCAGUUCCAGUCACUUGAACCUGUUCAGCUCGCGAGCGCAGCCCAAGAAGAAGCGCAAGUCGCGCACCGCGUUCACCAACCAUCAGAUAUUCGAGCUAGAGAAACGUUUCCUAUACCAGAAGUACCUGUCGCCGGCUGACCGGGACGAGAUCGCGUCCAGCCUGGGCCUGACCAACGCGCAGGUGAUCACGUGGUUCCAGAACCGUCGUGCCAAGAUGAAGCGGGACUACGAGGAGCAGAAGAAGGACCGGGAGACAUUGGCGGCGCUCAGCGAGCACAAGAUUUUCCUGGAGACGGCGCAAAACAUGGGCAUACUGAAAAAGAAACCUCAACCAGCGGCCACGUGCAGUUCGCCCACUGAUCAGAUCAAGUACGACGAGUGAACGUCACUUGGUCGACGAUGGCAGUCGGGUAGUGUAAACGUGGUGCACCGCGGGCCGGCCGGCCCCGUGAAACGUAACCAUAUUGUACCGUACGCGUGUAGAGCGAACGUUAUUUUUUUUAUACUUCUAUUAAAAGGCAAAAAAAUAAAAUAAACAAACAAAUAGAUAACGAUUUGAACGUUAAAAGCGGUAAAAAAAUAUGCGUGUGUUGCUCACGCGAUCACCGCCAAAACGACGGGUACGUUACGUAAAAAACAAUGCGCUGUGCACCGCCGCAGCACCGUACGCGCCCGACGACCACGUCCGUUUACCUCCGGCGCGAGCGGAGCGUGUUCGUUUCACGCGUAUCUCCCCCGGCCGAGAGAUCGAUAGAUAUUUAUUUUGUACAUAACGAUUUCGAGAUCUCAUAUUAUAAAUGCACGUGUAUAUAUUUCACUAAAACGAUCGAGACCGUACGCCCCGGGACGGGCACGGCGAAGCACAUCGUCCGGCAGUGUUUGCAUUUUUUCUCUCGCAAAACUUAUCGUUGUUUCCGCGCGCGCACUCGAACCGUUCGUCGGGGGGGGGGGG
Sipha flava (yellow sugarcane aphid) is the source of this 2326-nucleotide messenger RNA. RefSeq lists its product as uncharacterized. Lineage: Eukaryota; Metazoa; Arthropoda; Insecta; Hemiptera; Aphididae. The coding region runs from base 263 to 1756 and encodes 497 amino acids. The record is from RefSeq and is a predicted model, not a curated record. Gene Ontology annotation, biological process: regulation of DNA-templated transcription. The transcript is spliced from 2 exons. Gene Ontology annotation, molecular function: DNA-binding transcription factor activity, RNA polymerase II-specific; DNA binding.